AAAUGGAUGAAAAGAGGCUGCUGGAUCCAGGGUUGAAAGUUCGUAGAGGCAUCUGGGAUUAUACUCUGAGGAACCAGCAGAUGGAAUGCCUGAGUGACUGAAGAAAAUGGGUGCUAAUGCAUCUAACUAUCCUCAUUCAUGUUCCCCGAGGGUAGGGGGAAAUUCUCAAGCCCAACAGACUUUUAUAGGAACAUCAUCUUAUUCUCAGCAAGGCUAUGGUUGUGAAUCAAAAUUAUAUAGCCUUGACCAUGGCCAUGAGAAACCACAAGACAAAAAAAAGAGAACCUCUGGCCUUGCCACCCUCAAAAAGAAGUUUAUUAAGCGUCGGAAAUCUAAUAGAUCUGCUGAUCACGCCAAGCAGAUGCGAGAACUCCUCUCUGGGUGGGAUGUUAGAGAUGUCAAUGCAUUAGUGGAAGAGUAUGAGGGAACUUCAGCCUUAAAGGAGCUUUCUCUACAAGCCAGUUUGGCUAGACCAGAAGCCCGGACAUUGCAGAAAGAUAUGGCCGAUCUUUAUGAGUACAAGUAUUGUACUGAUGUAGACUUAAUAUUUCAAGAAACUUGUUUUCCUGUUCAUCGUGCCAUUUUGGCAGCAAGGUGUCCAUUUUUUAAAACACUGCUUUCUUCUUCACCCGAGUAUGGGGCAGAGAUCAUAAUGGACAUCAAUACAGCUGGUAUAGAUAUGCCCAUGUUUUCUGCUUUGCUACACUACCUGUAUACAGGAGAAUUUGGAAUGGAGGACUCAAGGUUUCAAAAUGUCGAUAUCCUGGUUCAGCUCAGUGAAGAAUUUGGAACACCAAAUUCCCUUGAUGUAGACAUGCGUGGACUCUUUGACUACAUGUGUUACUAUGAUGUCGUCCUUAGUUUUUCUUCAGACUCUGAACUGGUUGAAGCUUUUGGUGGAAAUCAGAACUGUUUAGACGAUGAGCUCAAAGCUCACAAGGCUGUUAUUUCAGCACGAUCUCCGUUCUUUCGGAAUUUAUUGCAAAGGAGGAUACGGACUGGUGAAGAAAUCACAGACCGAACUUUGAGGACUCCCACAAGAAUUAUAUUAGAUGAGUCCAUUAUACCAAAAAAAUAUGCAAAAGUGAUACUACAUUGUAUGUAUACCGAUGUGGUGGACCUCUCCGUUUUGCACUGUAGCCCCUCUGUGGGGAGCCUCAGUGAAGUUCAGGCUCUUGUCGCAGGGAAGCCAAACAUGACUAGGGCAGAAGAAGCCAUGGAACUUUACCACAUAGCACUGUUCUUGGAAUUUAACAUGCUUGCACAAGGCUGUGAGGAUAUCAUUGCUGAGAGCAUCUCUUUAGAUACCUUAAUUGCCAUCCUCAAGUGGAGCUCGCACCCAUAUGGCUCUAAAUGGGUGCACCGACAAGCUUUACAUUUCCUCUGUGAGGAAUUUUCCCAGGUCAUGACUUCGGAUGUUUUUUAUGAACUCAGCAAAGACCAUCUGCUUACUGCUAUCCAGUCUGACUACCUACAGGCAAGUGAACAAGAUAUCCUUAAGUAUCUGAUUAAGUGGGGCGAGCAUCAGUUGAUGAAAAGAAUAGCAGACAGAGAGCCGAACUUACUGAGUGGCACUGCACACAGUGUGAACAAAAGAGGUGUGAAGCGGCGAGAUCUGGACGUUGAAGAACUUAGGGAGAUUUUGUCUUCUCUUUUACCUUUUGUGAGAAUCGACCACAUCUUACCAAUAAACAGCGAAGUCCUAGGUGAUACAAUGAAAAGAGGCUUGAUUAGUACCCCCCCAUCAGAUAUGCUUCCUACAUCAGAAGGUGGAAAGUCAAACGCCUGGUUACGACAGAAGAAUGCCGGAAUUUAUGUUCGUCCUCGUCUGUUUUCCCCCUACGUGGAAGAAGCAAAGUCAGUGCUAGACGAGAUGAUGGUGGAACAAACAGAUCUUGUACGUCUGCGAAUGGUUAGAAUGUCCAAUGUGCCCGACACACUUUACAUGGUCAGCAAUGCAGUGCCACAGUGUUGUCACAUGAUCAGCCACCAGCAGAUCAGCAGUAACCAGUCCAGCCCUCCUUCAGUGGUAGCCAAUGAAAUUCCAGUCCCCCGCCUCCUCACCGUGAGGGACAUGGUGCGGCGCCUGCAGGAGCUCCGGCACACCGAGCAGGUGCAGAGAGCCUACGCACUCAACUGCGGGGAGGGCGCCACCGUCAGCUACGAAAUCCAGAUCCGCGUGCUGAGAGAGUUCGGGCUCGCGGAUGCUGCUGCGGAGCUCUUGCAGAAUCCUCACAAGUUCUUUCCUGAUGAACGCUUUGGGGAUGAAAGUCCGCUCUUGACAAUGAGACAGUCUGGGAGAUGUCGCGUUAACAGUACCCCUACUGCGGAGACCAUGUUUACAGAUCUGGACCCCUUUGUGGCCUUCCACCCACCCCUGCCACCGCCCCCACCUCCGUACCACCCCCCAGCUACUCCAGUCCACAGUCAGCUCAAAGCAGGCUGGAAACAGAGACCUUCCCAUCCUCACCCUUCCCGUUCAUUUUCUUAUCCCUGCAAUCAUUCACUGUUCCACUCCAGAACUGCUCCUAAGGCUGCCCCCCCUCCCGUCUACCUGCCAGGUGUUAAAGUAGCAGCACCUGACUGUACCAACACCACAGGCCUGGGGAGGCAGACGGUGGCGGCAGCUGCCACCACCACCACCUCAGCAGCAGCAGCAGCAACUGAGAAACAAGCGUGUACACAACCUGUGCUAAAUGAUUUAAUGCCAGACAUCGCCAUGGGCGUGUCCACCCUGUCACUCAAGGACAGGAUGCUUCCAGAACUUGCUAUUGAUACAGAAUUAAGUCAGUCAGCUUCUGAAGCAGGACCAGGGCCUCCCCAGCAUCUGUCAUGUGUUCCACAGAGGCACAUACACACUUACCGAAAGAAACACAUGCUAGAGCAAAAACCAGAUGCUCGUGAAAAUCAGCAGGAGUAUCCGGAUUUCUAUGACUUCUCAAGUGCUGCUUGCAGACCUUCUACUCCAGCUCCUGGUCGACACACCCCUUCCCCUUCGCACGGUGGAUAUCUUGGUCCCGACCUAUAUAGCCACAACAAGGCCUCACCAAGUGGCUUAAAGUCAGCCUACUUACCUACCCAGAGCUCUCCUAAAAAGCAAGAAGAAGGAAGGAGAGAGCAUCCGCUUUCCCCUGACGGGCAUCUGCACAGACAAAAGAAUGAACCCAUACACCUCGAUGUUGUUGAGCAACCUCCUCCACGGUCAGACUUUCCCUCGGCAGUCCCAGAAAGUGCUGGCGGUGGUCCCGCCCCUGUCAAGGGACGAACAGCAGGAGAAACUGACUUGACUUUUGGGCUGACUCCCAGCAGACCUGCGCAUUCUGCAUGUAGCUCUGAAGCUCCAGAGGAGAGAUCCAGUAGGAGAACAGCAGACAGUGAGUCGCUGGGCCACGGAGCUCAGCGGAACACAGAGUUGGAACGGGAAGAUUCGAUGAGCAGAGGAAGGAGGUCCCCAAGCAAGCCAGACUUCCUCUACAAAAAGUCUGCCCUCUGAGAGCAAUCUCCAAGUCGUCGGUGCCUGAGAUGUGAAACACCCCAUUUUCUGAUGUGACCCAACAACUUAGAGACCAGCCUGUUGAUGCCAGCUGAUAAUUAGUUUCGUGUUAUUUUAUUCCAGUUUUUGUAUAUACAUGUUUAUUAGACAUGGCAUGCUAAGAGGGUUACUUUGAAUGCUGCGUCUGUUUUGUGUUUGAACAGUUGUGUGGGGAAGCAUUUUUAAGAGCAAGCAGGCUGGCACUUUUUUUUCUCUUAACAAAUGAUGGAAUUUUUUUGCACCUGUGCUUUUAUUUUAUCUGUAUUGAUUUUAUAUCAGUGUGUUAAACUUUAUUGCCACAUUGAAAAGACUGUAUUUUCAUACUUUUUUGCAUUUUGCCUUUCAUCUGCCAGUUUCCAAGUGCAUUGGACUGCACACCGAGAUGUAUUUUCUUAUGAAAUAGUUCUGUGUUUAUUUUUAAUUAUAGAAAUUCCAAAGAACAGAACAUCACAAUGCUCCUCUCUUUUCAGUAAUUGUUUUAGUUCAGAACUCUUCCUGCUCAGUCUCCAUAAAUUCAAUGUCAUUUUAAAAAAUCAGUCCUGGGGGCUGGUCUUCGUUCCUCCAGCAGGAGCCCCAGCGGAAGGGAGCACAGGCCUCUUGCCCGGCCGGAGGCCGUUGCUUUGUCAGCGCACUGCAGGCUCUGGAGUCAUAAAGCAGCGAAGUCUCCAAGUAACUUCAGGACUGCGGUUUCGGGUUCUGCGCGCCCCCAAGCUGAGAGGGGAGAUGACUGCUUGCUGCCUUCAGUCGUCUGCUUUCUUUGGGGAAAAAAACAGAAAAACAAAGGGCUUCAGUCUUCCGGAUGUCAUUUGGUGUUUGUAAGCAUCUGUUUUCUUUUAAGUGUUUUUCAGUGUGUCUGGAUUUUGGUGUCCUAUAAAAAGCUGUUGUAUAAUGCAUAAGGCUUCAUAACCAAAAAAGAAAAAGAAACUUUUUUUUUUCCAGUGAAACACUACAUGUCCUACUUGAACUCCACUGGAGAGGCUGGUGUGGGGUUCUGCUGAACCACUGAGCACAUGGGAUAUCUAGGUUCUCUCCCUGGGAGGGCAGAGUGUGAGCUAAGGACUGUUUCUUCCUUACUCUCCGAUGUAAAUAUAUUAGCAUUUGAGUUUUUUAAUCACUUCCACAUUAUUUGAGCACUCAUUUUGUAUUUUUACACACACAACCGUAGCACUUAGAUGUAAAGAGACUUUCUGAA
This is a messenger RNA of Condylura cristata (star-nosed mole), 4724 nucleotides long. RefSeq names its product BTB (POZ) domain containing 7 (gene BTBD7). The transcript is spliced from 10 exons. The record is from RefSeq and is a predicted model, not a curated record. The coding region runs from base 107 to 3493 and encodes 1128 amino acids. Gene Ontology annotation, biological process: morphogenesis of a branching epithelium; regulation of branching involved in salivary gland morphogenesis. Gene Ontology annotation, molecular function: protein binding. Lineage: Eukaryota; Metazoa; Chordata; Mammalia; Eulipotyphla; Talpidae.